This is a messenger RNA of Penicillium riverlandense, 1293 nucleotides long. RefSeq names its product acyl-CoA dehydrogenase family protein. Bases 1 to 1293 code for a protein of 430 amino acids. Gene Ontology annotation, biological process: butyrate catabolic process; fatty acid beta-oxidation using acyl-CoA dehydrogenase. Gene Ontology annotation, molecular function: flavin adenine dinucleotide binding. Lineage: Eukaryota; Fungi; Ascomycota; Eurotiomycetes; Eurotiales; Aspergillaceae. The transcript is spliced from 6 exons. The record is from RefSeq and is a predicted model, not a curated record.
AUGGUUGAUUUCACCCUUUCUGAAUCUGAGCAGCAAAUAAGGGCAGCAGCGCGCACUUUCGCCUCCGCCCAUCUUGCUAGUGCUAAAGCCAUCUACUCCAAGUUGUCAACGCCCGAAGAGCGAUUCCAGGCUCUCCAACCCAUCUACGAGGCUGCAGUCAAGGCCGGUCUCAUCAAAGGCCAAGUACCAGCCGCAGUCGGGGGUAACAGUACCAGCUUAGUGGAAGCGGCCAUUCUGGUAGAGGAGUUUUAUGCGGUUGAAGCGUCCGCCUCCUUGACAAUCUUCGGCACAGGACUGGGCCUCACCCCUCUGGCGCUGGCGUAUCGGCCCUCCGUCCACAAAUUCUUGGACCCUUUCCUCUCGGGUGAAGGUUCACCGCUUGCAUCAUUGGUCUUCUCGGAGCCUGCUGGAGUGGCAAAUUGGCUAGAGCCUGGAGCGACCGGCCUACAGACGACUGCUCGCCGCGAGGGAGAUGAGUGGAUUCUGAAUGGAGAGAAGAUGUGGGCAACAAAUUCUGCAGGUUGGGACUUCAAAGGCGCCGAUCUGAGUUGCGUGGUGUGCCGGUGCGUCAACGAAGAGGUGGUUGCGCAGGCGACCCAUCCGCGCGAUCUCAUCAUGAUCGUACUGGUCACGCGGCAGGAUAUUGAGCGCAAUGAACGAGAAUGCUUUCAGAUCUUAAAACAUCUCGAGACCGCGGGACACGCUGCUGUAUCUGGGCCUCAUCUCAAGUAUACGAAUCUACGAGUUCCAGCCGAGAAUAUCCUAUGUGCUCCCGGAACGGGCGCCCCUAUUGUGACGCACUCCUUCGACAUCUCUGCAAUGCUCGUGGGUGCAAUGGGUGUAGGCAUUCAACGAGCAGUCUUUGACGCAGCACUGGCAUUCUCACGCGACCCUCGCGGAGGCACCGUGCCCAUCGGUCAGCGUCAAUCGGUGGCCGAUCUCCUGAUAAAUAUCAAAAUGCGCACUGAAACGUCACGAUAUCUGACAUGGAAAGCGGCGCAUUGCUUAGCGUCGGAUCAGGGCGAGUAUGCUCAGCGGCGGGAGCCGGCGCUGCUAGCAAAGAUAUACUGCUCAGAUGCGUCAGUGCAGUCAUGUACAGAUGCUAUCAAUGCAGUGGGCAUAUCCGCAUAUAACCUCGAGAUGCCCUUCGCGGAGUUGCUCUCCACAGCCAUUGUUCUGCCCAUCUUCGAUGGGGGAAAUAUCGGCAUCCGUAGAAGGGCGUUGCAGGAGCUGUUCAUGGCGGAAGGGUAUCAGCGAUGGGAAACAAGCUUCGGAAUUCAUGAGAAUCAAUGA